Triplophysa dalaica is the source of this 478-nucleotide messenger RNA. RefSeq names its product ribosomal protein L22 (gene rpl22). The record is from RefSeq and is a predicted model, not a curated record. Gene Ontology annotation, cellular component: ribosome. Bases 52 to 435 code for a protein of 127 amino acids. The transcript is spliced from 4 exons. Lineage: Eukaryota; Metazoa; Chordata; Actinopteri; Cypriniformes; Nemacheilidae. Gene Ontology annotation, biological process: cytoplasmic translation. Gene Ontology annotation, molecular function: RNA binding; structural constituent of ribosome.
UUCAGUGCGCAUGCGUCCCCCUUCCCCUUCCUUUCUGACGAACUGUCGGCCAUGGCUCCGAUUAAAAAGCAGGUGACCAAGGGUGGGAAAAAGAAAAAGCAGGUCCUGAAAUUUACCCUGGACUGCACCCAUCCUGUGGAGGAUGGCAUCAUGGAUGCUGCUAACUUUGAGCAGUUCCUUCAGGAGCGAAUCAAAGUAAAUGGGAAAGCUGGUAACUUGGGUGGUGGCGUGGUCUCCAUUGAAAGGAACAAGAGCAAAAUCACAGUGUCAUCAGAGGUCCCCUUCUCCAAGAGGUAUCUAAAGUAUCUUACUAAGAAGUACCUCAAGAAGAACAACCUGCGUGACUGGCUGCGUGUUGUAGCGAACACCAAGGAAAGUUAUGAACUGCGCUACUUCCAGAUCAACCAGGAUGAGGAGGAGGAAGAUGAAGAUUAAAUCCACUGUUUUGUAGAUCCAAUAAAUUCCCAAAAGAACUCAA